Molecule: messenger RNA, 592 nt
Organism: Anastrepha ludens (Mexican fruit fly)
Lineage: Eukaryota; Metazoa; Arthropoda; Insecta; Diptera; Tephritidae
Product: putative nuclease HARBI1
Exons: 3
Coding region: 56-592 (178 amino acids)
Source: RefSeq, a predicted model, not a curated record
GGUAAAAAUUUCUUAAGAACACGAAUAAUUGUGUAUUUAUUGACGUUUUAGAAACAUGCGUAGACGGAUUCUGGCAAGUUUACGCAGCACGGAAGACCCAUUCCUUCUGGAAGAAGACGUUUUCAGGAGGUUUUUAAGAUUCCCGAAAUCCUUCUGCUGGGAACUUAUUCAAGAUCUCAAACCACUUGACAAGUUUGAGCGGAAUUCGAGAACUUCGGGCAUUACAACAUAUUACUUUCAGUUUGUUUCAGUACUAUAUUUUCUGGCAAAUGGCUCCUACCAAAGCGUUAUUGGAAACUGCCACUUCUCGGCAAUGAGUCAACCAAGCGUGUCGAGAUGUAUUGAGCAAAUUUGCAAGAUGGUAGUGGAACACAAACACUUUGAAAUUAGUUUUCCCAAUGAGGCGGAGCAUUACAACAGCAUAAAGAGGGGCUUCCAUAACAAAUUCGGAAUAAAAGGCGUCAUAGGUGCUAUUGACUGCACACAUAUUGCAAUACUUUCCCCGCAAUCUUUAAUUGCUGGAGUAGUACCUCAUGAGUAUAUGAAUCGCAAGGGAUACUACAGCAUUAAUGUUGAAGCCGUGAGUUUAUAA